AUUACCAUGAUUACAGGUCGCUGCGCCGUCAGACGUCAAGUCCUAGAGCCGUGGAGGACUGUGGAUAUGGAUACGAGAAGGCAGUUUCAGAUUUACUACAAGUAGCCUCCACUCAUUCGGAGAGGGGCUCAAACGUGAAUUCUGUGAAAGAAGCUGUUAGCGUAAAGCGAGGCGACGGACGUAACGUGAGGUUCGAUAUACUGUACUGUAACGACAAUAGUCGUCUUCUCCCAUUACGUGUGACUAAUAUACCGGCGAGAAGAUGUUGCGAGCUACUCUCUCCAUUGCCCUAGUCGUGGCUUUAGCGUGUGUAUGGGGCUUGCCAGUCGUGCAUGGAUCUCAAGAAGGAGCAGGCCAAGGGUCAUGCAUGGUGCGGUGGCUACAACACUACUCACCCAGGACAGGACUCGCUGACGCACAGCGAAAGGCACGGGUCUUCCUCAGGAUACCGCCACCGAUUGAUGAGCGCAACGCCAAAAGCCAAGACCUUCUGCCACUCUCCUUCGUCCUGGGCAACAUGUCCAAUGCCGUCGGGUUUGUCGACUGUCUUACGCGACAGACUCCUCGCUGUCAAGGAUCGCCAGCAUGCCAUAAUGGCGGACGAUGUGUACACCGUCUGGUUGUCAGUGUAAAGCGAUAUAUGUGUGAUUGUCCAGCAUCCACCACCGGGCUAUACUGCGAGGAGAUGGUUACUGCAUGUGCCAGUAUGCCGUGCAAGAACGGUGCUACGUGCCACGAAAGCGAGAAUGGUGCACUGAUGAGGUGUGAGUGUGCCCCGUUCUUCAACGGACCGAGCUGCGAAAACCGCUGGGUGAGUCCUGAAGAGCUUACUGCGAUGGCUGGUACAGUCAACAGACUGGCACUGGAAUCGCAGCGGCAGAGCGACAAGACAGCCCAGGCACUCAGCAGCCAGAUGAACACCAUCAACACGUUCCUGCGUAGGCUGGAGAGCAAGAUGACAACAUCCAUGGAGUCUGUGGAGUCUAGGGAGGCAAAGAUGCAAACACGGCUGGAGACAAUGCUGACUGAGAAGGUCUCUCAAAUGCAGGACAAGCUAAGCACCAUGGUCAGCAGCCAGGUCUCAGAGAAGCAUGCUGCGCUGCCUCCAGGUCCACAAGGGCCACCAGGACCCCCAGGCACGCCGGGACGUACUGGUCCCAAGGGACAAACUGGAUCUCCUGGACAAACUGGUCCAAAAGGACAAGCUGGCACUCCUGGACAAGCUGGAACUCCUGGACAAGCUGGAGCUCCUGGACAAGCUGGAGCUCCUGGACAAGCUGGAUCUCCUGGACAAGCCGGAUCUAAAGGACAAGCUGGAGCUCCCGGACAAGCUGGAACUCCUGGACAAGCUGGAUCUCCCGGACGAGCUGGUUCCAAAGGAUCGGCUGGGCCACAGGGGGAAACUGGACCCAAGGGCCAAAGAGGAUCUACAGGAUUUGUUGGAGAGCGAGGCCCACCUGGAUACAAUGGGGCGACGGGGCCUAAGGGAGGAAGAGGACACUCGGGGCCGAAAGGAGAGACAGGUGUGCCCGGACCGAGAGGAUUGCCUGGAUACAAUGGAGCGACUGGACCUAAGGGAGGAAGAGGACACUCGGGGCCGAAAGGACAGACGGGUGUGCCCGGACCGAGAGGAUUGCCUGGAUAUCAGCCACCACCUGCACCUCAGCGACCCACUGGACAUCGGCCACCACCUGGACCCCGAGGUCGUGACGGCAGAUUCCGCCCAAUACCAUAAGGAGAUCAAGGAUGCAUGGAGCGGCUUAGCCCCGAGUUGAGAGUACCGCUUAGUGUGAGGAGGAUUGCUGGAAUAAGCCCCGGCACCCCUGCUACAAUGCAUGUACAUGUAUUACAAUUUCAUUUAUUACUGCUUUCUAUCUGCAUUCGCCACCUUUUCAUUGGGCAGAUCUGCCCGUUUGGUUUGCGAAUUAAAAUAAACACAACAACAACAACAACAACAACAACAACAACAACAACAACAACAACAACAACAACAACUGUACAACAGUGUGCACUGUUGUACAACACUGUACGGUGUUGUACAGUGUUGUACAGUGUUGUACACUGUACAACACUGUACAUGAUGCAGUACAGUGUACAUGAUGCAGUACAGUAGUACCGUACCAUGGCAAUAGCAACAGUUCUUUAGUACGACUGCACUGUGGGACUGUGCACAAGUUCUGUCCAUGGAGAUGCUGAGAACUGCUCGCUCAUAUUAUAUAUUUUAUUAUAUUUAUUUCAACAUCUCAAGACUCGGUGGAAACACCGGCCAAUGUGAAGAGAGUGGGUGAUUGCCAACCACGGCGAUAAAUAAAAGUAAGGGGAGGGAAAAAGAAAGAGUAGCAAAAUGAACAGCAACAACAACUCCGUAAAGAAAGAUAAUGUCUAAUAAAAACAGUGAAAAACACAGAGACGCAAAGGACAUGUGGAUAAUGAGCUAUUUAUGUCGUAGUAAAUAAGGGGCGGCACGGUAUGAUGGUUCCAACUUCUACUGAAGUGGAACAUUUAUGCACUCAGAGAUGUAGAUUGCUAUAAUUUAUCCACGACCAGUAGUCAUAACGAUGAACAGCUCAAAGAUAUUUCCGCUGGCCGUCGUUAUCAUGACACAUUUUAAAAUGCGUUAAAAAGCAUUCUGGCAACACCGUAUGAUUGUUAAGUAGACGGUUGAUAACAUGCUUCUUACAUUGCUGGGCUUUCUGUCCUCCACCUGUUCUGAAUAUCCCGUUUCAAGUUAAGCAAUCCUGUAGUACGCUCAACAUCCAGUGCCCGCAUCACCCUCAUCGCUAGGCGCUGCAUCUGCCACCCUGUACUGAUGUGAUCAGGCACGGACGGUGGUGGCCGGGUACAAGCGAAGCUUCCUAAGCUGGCACUUUGCUUCUCACCACAAUUGUAUAGCCGGUGGUUAAGCGGAUGUGCGAACUUUAUUUUGCUUUAUUGUAAGCUGACUGCACCUUCAUGCCCGUUGCUGGCAUCACAGUGUGUAUGGCUGUAUGCCCUUCUUCAUUUUUUCUUUUUUUUAAUAAUAUGUUUUACUCUAGUAUAAGUCAACAUUUCUUUACUUCCAGGUCAUGACCGGCAAUGUAGCGAACUGUUACCAUACAGUCUGA
Sycon ciliatum is the source of this 3104-nucleotide messenger RNA. RefSeq names its product EMI domain-containing protein 1-like. The transcript is spliced from 7 exons. The record is from RefSeq and is a predicted model, not a curated record. Bases 263 to 1735 code for a protein of 490 amino acids. Gene Ontology annotation, molecular function: extracellular matrix structural constituent conferring tensile strength; zinc ion binding. Gene Ontology annotation, biological process: extracellular matrix organization. NCBI's taxonomy places the organism in Eukaryota, Metazoa, Porifera, Calcarea, Leucosolenida, Sycettidae.